Messenger RNA from Pristis pectinata (smalltooth sawfish), 1856 nucleotides. RefSeq names its product myeloid cell surface antigen CD33-like. The transcript has 7 exons. NCBI's taxonomy places the organism in Eukaryota, Metazoa, Chordata, Chondrichthyes, Rhinopristiformes, Pristidae. The record is from RefSeq and is a predicted model, not a curated record. Bases 368 to 1414 code for a protein of 348 amino acids.
UUCCACAUCUGGUCCGUGUCAGUCUGGGGGCUGGGCUGAGGCAGCUUUUGAGCUGCUGCAGUUUUCCGGCCCCAGGAAUGUCCCACUGUCCCUGAACACAGAGCAAAACACAUCAGGAUGUUCUGACGUGCACCAGCGUUCUGGGAAACCGUGUACCAGGGACAGUCCGGUGACUUGUACAAGCACAGGCUGCGAUAACUGCGGACUGGAUUAUGGAAGCCGGCGGGAAUUUCAAAGGAUUGAAAGAAAGGAGGACGUACCCGGGAAGUGACGGACGUACCUCCAGCCCAUUGGCCGUAAAGUCAAAGCGAGGUGUGGAAGGCAGACCCUGGGAGCGGGAAGCUGACGGAAUAGCUGGGAUCGGACAAUGAUCGGGAAAUUGUGCUUCCUCCUGGCAUUUCUCCAAGCUGUGGUGUCGGAAGAGUGGAGAGCGGACACUCCACCAGAUGUGACUGCGCAGAGGGGCCUGUGCGCCCGGAUCCCCUGCCGCUACACCUAUCCAUCACGUCUGGCCAACAAACCACGGACUGGAAUCUGGAUUAAUGAUGAGAACUGGAAGUCUCAGUCCAUAGCCUUUAGCUCCAAGGUUCACCAGGUGUCCUUGCACUUCCGUCAUCGGACACGGCUGUCUGGGGAUCUGAAAGAUGGCGACUGUUCCCUGGUUAUAGACAACGUCAUGCAGAAAGACGAAGGUCCUUACUUUUUCAGAGUUGAGUUCAAGGGCAAGGAUUCUCACAGCUACUUGCCUGUCACACGGCUCCACGUUUCCGAUUUCACAGAUAAACCCUCGAUAUUCCCUGCUGAAGUGGUUGUGGGAAAGCCCGUGAACAUAAGGUGCACCUUCGAAACCACGUGCGAUGAAUCGGUGCCCAGAUUAACUUGGGACAUCCCCACUGAUGUCUUGUCAUCAAACUCAAGCAGCAUAACUCAGCGGGGCGACACUCUGAUCUAUACUUCUGUUCUGACCCUGACCCCAGAGCUCAAACAUCACGGGCACAAUCUCACCUGCAGAGUGAGGUACCCAUCUGUUUCAUCGGAGCAGACCCUCACACUGACUUUGCAGAAUGGAAGCUCCAGCAUUUGGAAAGUAGUGUUGAUCACAGCAGGGAUCAUUUUCUGCAUUGCACUGGCUGGGUUCUUCAUCUACAGAUACAUCCAAAGGAGAAAAGCAAAGAGGGCUUCAGGAAACAAGGACCCUGCCAUCAGCUACAGUCCAACUUCCGUGAUGCAUCAGGACGCGGGCAGCAGAACUCCGCUGAGCCCACCCCAAGUCCCGACAGGGGCCAGCGCCGGACAGGAAGAAGGCUACAGACAUGAGGGCCCUCUGUACGCCCAGCUGCAGGAGCUGCCCUGCAGAGGUGCAUCCGUCCCCAAGGUCGAGGCCACGGAGUACGCGUCCAUCCGAUUCCAGUGAACCCGGGGAGCGGGAGACCGGAGGGGGGAGGCGAGUUGUAUCUAUUGCAAAGAGGAGCAACAGGUCCAGGAGGGAAACGAGGCGUGGUUUAACAGAGGGGGGGGCAUCUCUGUCUUCCUUGUCUCCUGGGUGGCGGUUGGCCAGAUCACCAGACUGACUUCCUGCUCACAGAGCUGGUGACCUCUUCACCGCCAACACACAGCUCCCCCCGAGAGGAAGCCCCACGGCUCUUGCGUGGGCGGCCCACGGAGAGGGAGGGUCCCCCCAGAAGGAACGGCACUCCGCCGGGGAGGGGAAGGGAGAGGUGGAGUCGUCGAGGGUUUGAAGUGGACGGUAGUCGGGGAGAGAGUAUGAGGCUGCUCAGUGGGACGACUAUACCAUAGUCCCAGUGUAUUAACUCACAGGAUAGGACACCCAGCAAUAAAUAUCAUUGUUGAAACCA